Molecule: messenger RNA, 4354 nt
Organism: Gekko japonicus
Lineage: Eukaryota; Metazoa; Chordata; Lepidosauria; Squamata; Gekkonidae
Gene: EVC2
Product: Ellis van Creveld syndrome 2
Exons: 21
Coding region: 57-3659 (1200 amino acids)
Biological process (GO): smoothened signaling pathway
Cellular component (GO): ciliary membrane; plasma membrane protein complex
Source: RefSeq, a predicted model, not a curated record
AAGAUGAAUCUAGCAUUCAAACGUCAAGGAAGUGUUUUGGCACAACAGUUGUCCGAAUGCCAGUGGUCAGGAGACAAAGCGAAGACCGCAGACGGCCCUUGACUUCUGCAGCCCCCGUGGCUCCCCUCAGCUCUUCCUCCUUGGCUUUAGGAUCCUGGACAAAGAAGUCCAAACGACAGGCUUCCCUUAACCAUCAGGUGCUCGAAGAUGUGUCAAGAACUGCAACGUCUUCUACGCAUGGAAUCACUUUUCAGAAAUGUGCAGUGGUUCGAACUGACCAUGAACUUCAAAGCGCUUAUGUGAAACUCCUGAUUAACAACACAAAUACCUCGCAUGCACUCAGUGUCACGGACCUUGUUCUAGUGGAUAACAUCACAGGUCUCCAUGUCCAAGGAGCACAGGGUAGUCAGACCACAGAUGGGUUUCAGACGUUCAGAAUACAGAUUUUGCAUGUUGGGGAACAUUAUUUACUGGACUACAUUGCGAUGGUUAAUGCAAAGGAAUCGGACAAUGCCGGAGUGUUGAUUCUGCCUGCUAGACUGACUUUCCGCUCGUUGCUGAAUGAUUCUCAGUUUGAUCCACUGACAGCAUCGUUGACAAUAACAGGAGAAAAAAAGACAAAGAUAUUGUUGAGUCACGGCACCCAUGCUUUGGGAUUCUUUGCUGCUUUUACCAUUUCUUUUGGGCUGGCAAGUGUGAUGUUGUGGAUGGCCUACAGAACCCGGCAAGUUCUCAGGGAGCACCAGGAGGCAGAACAAAACCCUUCUCCAGAGUAUAAGCAGGAACAUUCCCACUUUAAUUCGUGUGGAACCAACCAUGAGGACAUCUUGUUGAAUCACCACAUUAUUGACAUCUUGUUUUUUGAAGAAACGGAGAACAUGCUUCAGUCUCUGCAAGACUAUGAAAUUGCAAACCUGACCCACGCGGACAGAGAUUUGGAAGACUGUCGAAUGCAGAUUUCCGAAGAAGCGAUCGCUCUGUUAGUGAAGAACAUGGCUGCAACUUGUGGGCUCUCUCCUCAUGUGGAGAAAAGGAUGACUUUGGCCUUCAGGAAGCAGUUCCGCACCGUGGAGAUAGAGAUUCAAGAAGAGUACAAUAGGAAGAUGGUGGCUUUGACGGCUGAGUGUAGCCUGGAGAACAGGAAGGCAGCCGAGUCUCAGCACCACAGAGAGCGAGCGGGGAGCAGGGAAGUGGAGGAAUUAUUGAAGAAGGCCAAUGAAAAGUCCGCUGCAGAAUGCAGAGCCCUCCUGGGGAAACUUCACCACCUGGAGCAGCUCCAUCACAAGAGGCUUCUUCUGGCGAAGCAAGAAGAAUACUUUGCUGCGACGUACAGAGAACUGGCUUGUUCCAAAAGAAACGAGAUCCACAGCAUCUUUUUCACUCAGAUAAGAAAUAUGAUUUGUAAAGGAGAACUGAAGUUAGAAGCAGCCAAAUCUCUUGUCGAGAAUUACUCUAAAAUACAGGGAGACAUUGAAGAGUGGACGGAUCUUUUGCAAGCUCAUAAGAACUAUCUUCUGAGUAAAAGAUUUGCUCACAGGGAAUCCCUCAUUCAGAUGAUUCAGUUACUGGAUUCCCAGAUGACUUCCCUGUGGGAACUUGCAGCAAAUCGGAUAGCCAUGUUCAUUAGUAAAGUGGAAAGGGAAUGUUGUUUGGCUGAAAAUCAUUUGGGAGGCGUCCUGAACACAGCUCAAGAUGAACUGCACUCUGCUCAACAGAUGUUUGCUGAUAUUGUAAAGGAAGAGAAGCAAAAACUUCACCAAGAACUGAUUGCCAGAAGGCGACAAGAAAUGCUGCAGAAGUCACAGAAAGAAGAACCGCUGGCACAGGCGUGUCCUGAGGAAGCUUUCAGGAGCCCUGAAGACAUCUGCCGUUUCCUGGCUGAGUGGCAAAGGAUGCUGGUGGAUCGCUUCGUUGGACUGGAGGAACUCACUGGGAAGCUUGACAGUGAGGCCAAGGAAGAAGUCGUCGUGCUCAGACAGCAUCUGGCUGAGAGAGCUCGUGAGGAAAUCAGACGUAUUCACUGUGGAUCUGUUGUUCAAGAACUGCUAACACUCAGCGUGCCAAAACUGUAUUUGCACCAAGCAAUGGAAGAGCAUCAAAGGGAGAUGGCCGAGGCCACGCGACGGCUUGAGAAAGAAGAUGAGGGCAAAAUAAUGGCUGCUGAAAGAUUGCUUCAGAGUAAGAGAGAAAAGUUGAGCAAAGAACUUCUGAACAGAAUUAGAGAACAGAAGAAAUUAAGGGACUGGGAACAGUUAGUAUUCUUGAAACUGCUAGGUUCCUCUCUCUCUCUCUCUGAAGAAGAAUUACUGAAAAUAAAGCAAGAGUUCCAUGGCUGCUUUUCCCAGAUGGAUCGCAGUCUGGCUUUACCAAAGAUCCGGGCCAGGGUGUUGCUUCAGAUUUACCAGUCCGAGGGGAGAGAAGUGGCCCUGCAGAAGGUGGCUCAGAAGAUGCAAGCGCUGAGCGAGCAGCAAGAGCCUGAAGUCAGAAGAAAAACAAGGAACAAAAAUAAGAUAGAUGUUCUAAAGAAAUCUUUAGAGAAAAAGAUUCACAUCUAUGAAGAAUCUGUUACGGAGCAAUAUGAGAACAAGAUUGUCAGGGAACUACAGCUGGAAAGAUCACGUCAGCUGCAGGCUCUGGAGAAUAAAAUUGGGGAGCGCAUUACUUCUCUGCAGUUCCAGAAGACUGCAAAAAUACCAGAUAUGUUGGAGUUUUACACAGCUGUCGUACAAUUAUGCUCUUUGCUUCUGGAAGAGAUGAGCACAUCGAAGACCAUGACCAACUCCGAUUGGGCUGAGAUCGUAGAACAGAGCAACCGUGAAAUCGAAGAGGUGGAAAAAAAGAUGGAGGAUGAGCUGUUGCAUCAAGAGUUGGCUCAGCGACAGCUUUCUCUCCUGAUGAACAGGAGGAGGCAGAGUCCAGAGCAAGCGGCUGCGGCAAGCAGCCCUGAGGAAUUGCAUUCCGGCGGCCCAGCAUCUGCACUCCUGCAGCAAGCACUGAUGAAGCGGAAGCAACUAGUGUGCCUGCACAGACAAAGAUCAAGAGAAGCUCAGCAUAAUCUAGUGGUUCUUGAAAAUUUUCUGGAGAACAUAGAAAUGGAUACCCUUCUGGCACUUUAUGCCAAGGAGCUCAGGUCAGCAUCCUGUUUAACCCAGUUGACUCUUGUGCCAAUGGGAACACUGCAGAGACUCAUGCCCUUGCUCUUGCCAACGCACUCGCCAAAUGAGCUCCUCUCCGUCCUGGGCUUGAUGGCCAAUAAACACUCUGAAGCCGUCUUCAGGAGAGACAGCAGUGGAGAGGAAGGCAGCAGCUGUCAGAAGAGGAGGAACCAACAGUCCUGGAAAACCUUAGAAAUCAAAUUGAAACAAGAGACGAUAAAGGCCGACGUGGGGAAAAUGAAUUCUGUCGACAGGGAUAGAAGUGUGCUGAAGCAGACACAGCUGGCCCUUCUGGAAAAGGCCACCUCCUUCCAUCCAGAGUGCUUGCCGGAACAACUCCAGACAGAGGCUGCCAGCACUGCAGAGGUCAUUGAGCUCUCAGGCACGAAAGAGAAGAUAUUUGUCUUCCGGGAUCCUGCUUUUUCCGUGGGUUCUUCAUCAAAGAAAAAGAAGAGCAGCUUUCUAAAUUCAAAGAAGUUGGACUUGCUAAAGAUGGAUAAGUGAAAUGUGGCAGGAUUAACCUCUUACAUUAAGUAUGCCAUAGAGCCCAUUCCCCCCAUUUGUAUGGUAAUUAGCUGAGCGAAUGUGGUGUUUGGAGCAGGGAUGUAGGAAGCUUUUGCUUUUUGGACUCCGUUACAGUUACCUGAAACUCAGAGAAUUAUAUUUGUUCUCUCAAGAUAUGGAAGCAGUGAGCUUGUUCCUUGACAGUGUUCCUUAAGAUGUUGGGGGCCUGCUCUUCCCCCUCCCCACAAGUGGAUCGCUGCCACCAGAAAGACGAAAGGGGGAUUUCGUGCUGGAGAGUGUUGGUGGCCCCAGCAAGUGGUUCAGUAUAUCCAGAAGCAGAGGUCAGCGUUCCUUUCUCCAGAGUACAACACGCAGUUCAGUUCUAGAACACAAAGGGAUCACUGUUGUGGUGUAAAAGAUGUUAGCCUUCAAUAGCACUGAAAGUCACCUAUUCUACUCCUGCAGACAGCUCCUGGCCCGUAGUCCACCAAAAGACACUCAAACAUUCAUAUCUGAGAAAUUAAAGCCAUGUUAGCCCAGAAAACCAUGUCACCAUUUUUGGCUUACUUAAAAGAGCAGUGAAGUAUGUCAGACACUUGCUAGCGCACCUGGCAAAGAGGUGCUGGUUUUUCUGCUUAGCUCUUUCUGGCGUUCUGGUUAGCAGUAAAAUUUCUGAUGUCUUUCCUAGAUUACUU